Cryptomeria japonica (Japanese cedar) is the source of this 3565-nucleotide messenger RNA. Its product is annotated as aminodeoxychorismate synthase, chloroplastic. The transcript is spliced from 14 exons. The record is from RefSeq and is a predicted model, not a curated record. Lineage: Eukaryota; Viridiplantae; Streptophyta; Pinopsida; Cupressales; Cupressaceae. The coding region runs from base 239 to 3244 and encodes 1001 amino acids. Gene Ontology annotation, biological process: folic acid-containing compound biosynthetic process; L-tryptophan biosynthetic process.
UGUAUUUUUUUCUUUGUCAAUACUGAAUUAUGCUUCAUAUCUCUAGCAUUUCUAUCUUUUAAAUCAGAAAGGAAUAAUUUCUAGAGAAAAAAGUUGUAUAAAAUUCAGCAACAGAUCUAAAUUUGUACCAUAAAAGUGAAUUCCAGAUUAAGCUGUCUGAAUAAGAAACCUCUUUGAAGGCACAAUCUCUAUUCAUUUUUGAGAGUAUAUCUGGGGUCUGUUAUAUCCUGGUGUUGACAUGGGAUGGAGCUGCAGUUGGAUCUCAUUACCAAAGGAAGUCUCAAAUUCCUGUUUCAGGACAUUGCCAUUGGUAUCCUCUCAAUCAUCUGUGUUGGACUUGCCCCGGGCCACAGUAUCCCUUAACAGGUUAAAUGGUCUCACAUUUGGCAGAUUGUUAAGCUUCCAUAGUCAAAAUGUUGUUGCUAGCACGGCAAAGGUGUCUGCAUCUUUGACCCUUGGUGAGAAUCUGGGUUCAGAAUUAAGAAAAAGUCAUACAAGAAAUAAAAAUAAAUUGAAUUUUAAGCAAGUUCGGACAUUGCUGAUUGACAAUUAUGAUAGCUACACUUACAACAUUUUUCAGCUAUUAGCCGUGGUAAAUGGAGUGGCACCUACUGUUAUCAAGAAUGAUCAAUUAACAUGGGAGUAUCUUCACUAUCUUCUGUAUGAAGAACAUGCAUUUGAUAAUAUUGUCAUUUCACCUGGACCUGGAUCACCAACAUGUGCUGCAGACAUAGGAAUUUGUAAUAGAAUAUUGUGUGAUUGCAAGGACAUUCCUAUUUUGGGAGUUUGUUUGGGUCAUCAGGCAUUGGGAUAUGUUCAUGGUGCUCAAGUCAUACAUGCUCCAGAGCCUGUUCAUGGGCGACUUAGUGAGAUUGAGCAUACUGGGUGCCAACUUUUUCAUGAUAUUCCUUCUGGAGCAGGUUCUGGAUUUAGGGUUGUAAGAUACCAUUCACUGGCACUUGACACAAGCUCUCUUCCCAAGGAUCUGAUUCCCAUUGCCUGGACAUCACAUUCUGAUGCAUUGAAUCAUGUUUCUGACAUGCAUAGCAGUCAGGUACUAAAAAAUACAAAUCCAAGUGCUUUGAAUGGAAAGCAACACAAAUUUGUUGAUGAGAUAGCAAUGUCAUCGACUGACAGUGUAAGCUCUGGUGCCUCUCAAAAUGCUGAUGCUGUGAAAGAUGCAAAAGUGCUUAUGGGUGUCAUGCAUUGCAGUAGUCCACAUUAUGGGGUUCAGUUUCAUCCAGAAAGCAUUGCAACAUGUUAUGGGAGGAAGAUAUUCGAAAACUUUCGAGAUAUAACAAUAAAUCAUUGGCACAACUUGUCAACAUGCCCAAGAAAUACAGUAUUAAUUCAAAUUCCUUUGCAACGAAAUUUUGAAGGGCCAGAGCCCAAUGCUUUCUUGGACUUGACAAGUAGGAUAGGGAGAGGGUUGGAUGCAUCCAACAAACCUGUUCAAAUUGCAAAUCUCAGCAAUAACAUUGAAAAGGGAUCUGUUACAGCCUUGAGGUUAUGCUGGAAGAAGUUGAAGGGAAUUGCUGCAAAAGCUGGGGGAUCGGAAAAUAUUUUCUGUUCACUGUUUGGCAAUUACCUGGCAGAAGACACAUUCUGGUUGGACAGCUCUACGAAAGAUCAUGUGAGGGCACAAUUUUCGUUUAUGGGUGGUAAAGGUGGAUUGCUUUGGCGACGUAUUGCAUUUAAACUGUCUGAUCAAAGUGAUGAAACGGGCCAAGGUGGUGGAUAUCUGUCAGUUGAAGAUGAAAAUGGCUCUGUCAAACAAAAAUUUCUGAAAAGUGGACUAUUUGAUUUUCUAAGUAAGGAACUUCAAUCCUUUACUUGUCGAAAGGAAGAUUACGAAGGGCUGCCUUUUGAUUUUUGUGGAGGAUAUGUUGGUUAUAUUGGUUAUGAACUGAAGACAGAGUGUGGAAUGAAGUACAACCGCCAUGCAUCACAGGACCCUGAUGCAUGUUUCUUCUUGGCGGACCGCCUUGUUGCGAUUGAUCACCAGACUGAUGAUGUUUAUAUUCUAUCAGUGUUUCCAAGUACUGAAUCCAAUGAUAAAUUGAAUGAGCAAAAUUUCCAAGAGAGAAAGGACUCAGUAAGAGAUCACAGCUAUGACUCACCGAAUAAAUUCCACGAGUUUAGACAAAACGCUGUUGAGUCUGUUCAAAACUAUGGUAAUAUUUCUUCUAAAUCUUAUUCCGGUAAUAAUUACUCUGCAAAGUCUAAAAUAGUAGAUUCAGUAGCAUGGUUGGAAGCUACAGAGAUGAAACUAUUACAGUUAAUCAGAACAUCUGCCACAGCAGUAGCGGAAAGGAGAAAAUUGCCUUGUUUAUCCACCAUUUCUGAAGAUGUUGAUGAUCAAAAAGUUUUCAGAUUGCAAAAGUCAAAAGAUGAGUAUAUGGAAGAUGUCAAUAGAUGCCUUCAGUAUAUUAAAGAUGGUGAAAGCUAUGAAUUAUGCCUCACAACACAGAUUCGGAAGAGAGUUAACAUAAAAGAUGCCCUUUGUCUCUAUCUUAAUUUGAGAGACAAAAACCCUGCUCCUUAUGCAGCAUGGCUUCACUUUGGAAAGGAGGAUGUAUGCAUUUGUUCAUCUUCACCAGAGAGGUUCUUACGUUUGGACCGCAAUGGCAUAUUGGAAGCCAAACCUAUAAAAGGAACAAUUCCUCGAGGAAUUUCUCAGAUAGAAGAUGAGAAAUUACGUUCCCAGCUGCAAAAAAGCGAGAAGGAUCAAGCUGAAAACUUAAUGAUUGUGGACCUCUUAAGAAAUGAUCUGGGCUGUGUGUGUGAACCGGGAACUGUGCAUGUACCCAGUCUUAUGGACGUGGAAUCCUAUGCAACAGUGCAUACAUUGGUGAGCACAAUUAGAGGGAGGAAAAGAAAUGAAGUCAGCCCUGUAGAAUGUGUGAGAGCUGCAUUUCCAGGAGGUUCAAUGACAGGAGCACCAAAAUUAAGAGCAAUGGAGAUCCUUGACUCUAUUGAGAAUACUUCAAGAGGAGUUUAUUCUGGGGCUAUAGGAUUUUUCUCUUUCAAUCAAACUUUUGAUUUGAAUGUUGUUAUCAGAACUAUUGUAGUAAAUAGAGAAGAAGCUUCAAUAGGAGCAGGAGGAGCUAUUGUUGCUCUUUCAGAUCCAGAGGAUGAGUAUGAAGAGAUGGUAUUAAAAGCAAGGGCUCCCAUGAAUGCUGUAACCGAAUUUGAAAACUGCUCAAAUUUUUAUCACAGUAGCUCCAAAUCUACACAAAAUUAAUGCAGGUUGACUCUGUUAUUUGAAUUGGGGUACAUUGCCCUCAUUAUUAUCACAUUUUAAUCUGAUUCAUAUUCAUCUUCUAAAUAAUUAAGAUUGGUCAAACCUCUCGGCUUGCAAAAGUUUUCCUGGGCAAAUGAGCAGCCAUAUGAUCAAUGGAAUUUUUUAUUUCACCAUAACAUGAUAAUCUGAGUGGAUAGUUGGGGUUUUGGCCAAGGGAAUUAGUGUCACUGUCAAGUCUCUUUUCUAUUGUAAUUCAAGCAACUCUCAUAUUUGUUUUGAAUUAUUUUUUAUAGUACCAUCACCAGGCACCUGAUUCUUUUA